Messenger RNA from Prunus persica (peach), 1060 nucleotides. RefSeq names its product gamma-interferon-inducible lysosomal thiol reductase. NCBI's taxonomy places the organism in Eukaryota, Viridiplantae, Streptophyta, Magnoliopsida, Rosales, Rosaceae. The record is from RefSeq and is a predicted model, not a curated record. The coding region runs from base 130 to 858 and encodes 242 amino acids. The transcript is spliced from 5 exons. Gene Ontology annotation, molecular function: oxidoreductase activity, acting on a sulfur group of donors, disulfide as acceptor.
UACUUGUAAGUAUAUUGUAGAUUUUAUAUAUACAGCUUUAAGAGCAAAUGAAUGGGCAUUGAAAUGCAAGAAUUAUUCUUGCACUAAUGCAGAGCAGAGAAGUAGUUUGGUUUAGUUUGAAGCAGUCAAAUGGGUUUUAGAAAAUUGUUGACAUUCUUCUUCUUCCUGUUGUUGUUGUUGAUAAUCCCAUCUUACUGUAAUGCUUCUGAGAAAGUUUCAGUAGCUCUCUACUAUGAAACUCUGUGUCCAUAUUGUGCAGAUUUCAUAGUCAACCAUCUGGUCAAGCUCUUCCAGAAUGGUCUCAUCUCCAUCAUCAACCUCAGGCUGGUCCCCUGGGGCAACGCUUGGCUCAACUCCGACGGCUCCUUCAGCUGCCAGCAUGGAUCAGAUGAAUGUUUGCUCAACACAAUUGACGCCUGCACCAUUUCCAUCUAUCCUGAUGUGAACCGGCAUUUUGCAUUCAUCCACUGCGUUGAGCGCCUUAGCUUGCAGGGCAGACACAGUGCAUGGGCCAAUUGUUUUGAAAUGUCUAGAUUAGGCACUACCCCUAUCGAUUGCUACAACAGUGGAAAUGGCAAUGUGAUUGAAGGAAAAUAUGGUAGGGAAACUGCUCAGCUUAAACCCCCACUUAGAUUUGUGCCAUGGGUUCUUGUGAACAAUCAACCACUUCAAGAGGAUUAUGAAAAUUUUAUGGCCUAUAUAUGCAAGGCUUACAAAGGCCAACCUCCGGAAGCUUGCAGAUCAGUCCGUUUUACAAUUGAAUCAACGGGGAAAGAAAAACCGGUUCCUCAAGUUUGUCGUGCAAGCGAAGGAAGAAACUCUUCUCAUUAUCAGAAGCACCAGCACAGAAAGGUUUAAGAUGAGGCAAAGCUUUCAUGGCUGCUGCUUCACUAAUAAUGUUGAUCUGAUAUAGUUGAAUGAAGCGAGUUUGUAACUUAAUAGUGCUCAGAUUGGCAAAUCCCAUGUCUCAGAAUUUAGUAUAUAUCCUACUCUGAUGUAAUUUGUAAACACCAGAGAAGGUUCAAUGCGCAGCGUUUUAUUGAUGCAACUGUUAUGUUAA